UAAGUUUAAGACGAAUAUGAAAUUUAUUUUAUUACUACGCAGUAAUAAUUGCGUAAUUGAAAUGAUAUCAUUUCGUAAGACGUGCGUCGUUAUUUGCAUUAAAUUUCUAUGUGUGACGAUUGAGGAAUGAAUUUGAUCCAUUUAGCCGUGCUAUUCGCUGUUAUGAAUUAAAUAAUGACGUUCCUGGACAUAAUUAUAAUCAUAUAACUUCAAAUAACAUCGAAAAUAAUUUUGGAAAUGAUUCAUCGAUACGUUUAAAAAUUAGCGAAUCCCGCGAAAGAAACAACCAAUCAGGAAGCGCGACGGUCUUACUUUUUACGUACUUGUUGCAUCAUCGUAGCUUCGGUUGGUUUGAAUGGAGAAGAGGAUAAUCAGUUUUGUGUGUGUGUGUUUUUUUUUUUGUUAAAAUUAGUGACAUUCAAGAGUUACGGACUUAAAUAAAAUAAAUCGAACGAAUGUGCCUUCUUACAACCUCGUCACUCCGUGUUUGGCCUUUGUAUUCUUCGCAUCGAGUUUACGUUGCGUUCCUUAAUCUUCACGGACGAUACUGAAUUAUCGUCGUCGAUGGGUAACGAUCUACUCACCAUCGGUCUAGAUAUUAUUCUCGAAGGAAAAAACGAACGGAGCCUCGCGAAAAGGUGUCUGGAACGUGGCAAUCGUUGCGUCACAAGGACGAUGAUUCAGACAAGUAUUUCAAUUGGCAAUACGACAUCGAACAAAGUCCUUAAACGAUCGUCGUGCCGACCGACAAGGAGGAGGCCUUCGAUCUUGGUGCUGGAGAGGCGAUCGUACACGUUCUUAGAACGUAAGGAGCGAUUGUUGUCGGCAAUGGGCCGUUGUCGCAAUGGGAAGUCUCCUCUUGCAACCGGCACUAAAUCGUUUCGCUUCGGCACGUCGCAAGAGUCAGAAGCGGUCCCAGUCGAGCGAUUCGCCGGAACCUAUCUCGUUUCCCGAUCGUACGAUCGCACCAGAACACGGAUAUCUUUAAUUUCUAAUAACGACUCUUCGAGGGAAUCCACGAGAUAUGAAUAUCGGAUAAGAAUGAAAAAGAAGAAAAAAGAAAAAUAAGGAGAAGAAAGAUGGGGCCGCAGCAUCCAUCCAUCCAUCCAUCCAUCCAUCCAAUUCGCAUCGCCAUUGUUACGCGUGCGUCGCAGUUCGAUAGAAUGGCGAGGAGGAGACGAUGAAAUAGCGCGCGAAGGAUCGACCAGGCGAGCGGCUCGCAACGGUAAAACGUAACCGUUGUGCCCCCGACUGCGAGAGGCCGACUCGUGAGAGUGAGAGGGGCAGUGGAAGCGUGACGAUAGUCGGAGGAGUGGGGAGCCCUCUCUGACUCUCGACGCACGAUGUAACACUGCCAGAUAGCGGUACCCAGCAUCCCCACCGUCGUCGAUGGAAACGUCUUCGAGGUUCACGGACACUCGUAAUUCGUGGCUAUCGCGUACACCCCACCACCACCACCCUAUCCUAUCUCCGUUUCGCUGCUUUUUAUUUUCUUUCUUUCUUUCUUUCUUUCUUCUUUUUUCUUAAGUCUUUUCCUUAAUCUUUUUUCUUUUUUUUUUCCUUUCAUUUUUAUGGGAUACGAGCGAACAGAGAACCGGUAUUUUAUGAUCGGGUCAAAGCCGUAUCGUAGUCCUCGAAAAACUCACGAUUAAACGCUGAUUAAGUUUUCUCCCGAUUUAUGCCUCUUUAUCCGUUAACGUUCCGCUCGACUUAUCGACUCGAAGAUCGAUUCAGAAUGGAAUCGAACGAUCCUGAUUCUGAUUUCCGAUUUCUGUCUUAAACCAUUUUAAGUGACUUUAAUUUCGGACGUCGUAGAACGUUCGAGACCUCGAGAAUCUAUCGACGAGUCGACCCUAUCUAUGUUUUCACGGACAUUCUUCGAUUAGUCGUUACACUUUACGUUGGUCGUGCGAGAUCAAAACGGACAGCUAGAAAGAGAUAUAUCUAGCUAAAGAUCCUUCCAGUUUCGUCGAAAUACGAGACAAUUUCUUUCUUACUUUUGAUAGGCGACGUCGGACGAUCGAUGAGUCGGAAAAACAAAUUCCCUUUAUCCAAAUGAUACCACUGAGAACCGCGUAUAAAUCUUACCUACGAUUAAUUCUUCGUUUCGUCGCGUAACGCCAAUGAUCCUUUGACACUGGUUACACGUACGGGAAAGGAUGUUUCUACGAUCGUACGUAUAAGACCAGUCAUGAAUUAUAGCGAAGCCGCGCGAACUCCGCAUGGAAGAGAGUAGUUUAAGAGCUGUGCGUCGAGCACGUUAGUCGGUUUCCCAUAGAUUUUAUCCGACGGUAGAAAACGGGCAAGCGGGCAAAAGCUGGCUGACAUCGUCCUCGUCGGCUCCGACUUUAACGGACUCGUAGGGGAGGAGACGAGAGGACGCGGGAGGAGGCGGAACGGGAUGGCACUUUGCCGGGUUCAAAGUCGGCCGCGACUACGACGCGGUGGCGGCUUCUAUUCGGGGCUACCUUUCGAAUGGCGUACGACGUCCGACAGUCGACGGUAAAUACUGGCUAACGGUGCUGUCGGUACGCGUAACUCCGUUCUCUCAUAUAUGCCGCAAAAACAAUAUGCGACAUAUCCGAUACAUCACCGCGGAGGAGAGAUUGUGCCGACCUCAUCCACGCUUAGAUCUCGCGCGAUUAUCAACUACGAGCCUCUCGUUCGUCGCUGACAUUUUCUUUAUGCGCUUCGCUCGUUUUUCUUUUCGCCGCCGUUUCCGCUUUACAUAUGUAUGCAUCGAACUACGUACGGAACUAUGUACCUCGACGAGCGUACGAACGAUUGAAAAUUAAUUCGACGAGUCCUCGUAGCUUUAACUGCGACCGAUACCGUAAUCGAUAGAUACCGACGUGUCGUUAUUAAUUUACAAUCGUUCUUCCAAGCGAAUCGAUUGUCAAAGAGAUUAUCGAUGAGAGAACGAUCAUCUUAACGGAGCUUCGAUCGAUGUUACGAUAAAAAACGGUAUAUCGAUCGACUCGAAGACCGACCGAACAGCUUCCGUCUUAUAAUUUGGAGACGCUCGAUUUCGUGUGAAACGAUUCGUCGAAUCGAUCGACGACAUAUAUUCCGCUGGUUCACCGUCGCACACCGAAAGGUGUCGAGUUGUAGAGGGAGAGGGCUUGCCAGGCGGUUAAACGCCCACGGCAAUCAACGGUACAUCGCGUUCCCUAGUAAUGCCUCGUACUGCGUAAGUAAAUACGAUUUUUAGCCGUGAUCCUCUUGCCAGUCCUUUAUACUUUCUUCCAUCGCGUAAAUGUAUAACGAAUGAAUAUCUCUGAAAUUAAUUAAAAUCGUCUGAAGAAGUGCAAUAAUUUACGUCUACUUCGAAACAUGGAUAUCUAAUGAUUCUUCUUGUCGUCAAUUAUUUACAUAGAAUUACGAGAAUAAACGACGUGAUAAGAUCAAUUCGUUUAUUGGUAUUUUCAAACAUCAUUUUGGUUAUUUAUUCUACUUGAUAAAUCUUUCGUGAUCGUUCGUUUGUGUUAAUUAUCGCGCCUGAAGACAUCCAACGCUCUCUACUUGGUCGAUAACGCUGCUUGCGAGAGCCAUCUGUCGGCAAGAAAUUUUUUUUUAACCCUUACAGUAGGCACCGCCGUCUCGCUAUCGUGUAGCAGAAAAUUUCGAUGUGAAAAAGUGUUGCCUACUGUAAGGGUUACAAAAGGUUUCUUACUGAUAGAUGGCGUUCGCGAGCAACGUUAUCGACCAAGCAUGGAGGGUUGCCUACAUUCGGGUGCUGCGAUUAACGUUUAUAAAUGAUUACAGAUAACUUACUAUUUACUGCAGUUAACAAUAAUCCUAAACGAAACGUAAUAAUAGUGUUUCCAGUAGUAGUGAACGCUGCAGCUACCGAUGCAACGUUAAAUAACUGUCCUAUCUGGUGCCGAUAAACGUUUGUUCCUUGAAAUUUUACCAGCAAAAACCGAUGCAAGAGGAAAGAGAUUUGGAUUCAAAUUUCAUAGAUCGCAUUUAUUAAAUAUGAAUUCCCAAACAGCGAAACGUAAGAUGACAUCAACAGUCAUUAUUUUUUAUGAUUUUGAUUAUAGGUAUCCAAAUCGACUGGAGAUAUUGCCUGGCAUCGUCACGGAUAUUCUAUCGGCAUAAAUCGAAAUUAGGUUCCGCUCCGUGAUGCGAAACAAUAGGAUUAGAAUAAUUAUUUUGCAUUUUUAACGCUCUUCCUCGACCGUUUAAAAAAUUUUAUGGCAUUUUCCACGUAGAUAAUUUAUGCGAUUCAACGAUUUUUAAAAGAGACACAAACGAAACAUUUCCACCUGUCGUAUCUUUGGCGAUUAGCAUAGAAAUCGUACUGAACAACAUUCAUCGCGGCAAAGUCCAUAAACCGAUGAAAAAACCGCAACUCGCGUUGAGUGCUCUCGAAUCGUAAAAGAAAAAAUGAAAGGAAUUCGUAUCCUCUAGAGAUUAAUGACUUUCAAUUACGACGUGAGCCUGUGAAUUAUUUUGUAAUAACCUUGUUCUUUUUUUCCCGAUAUAAAUAAUAAUGCAAAUACAUAUAUACGAAGAAAAAAAUAAUUGAGAGCAUAUCUCGUAAGACAGUAAAGCGUUCAUUCCUUGGGGAAUCUAUCGAGCCCUUGUAAAUCUUCCAAGUCUUAACUCUUUCCGUUUAUAAGACGAAAGAGCCACUUUCCUUUCCUCUUUCUUUUAUCCCUUCACAGUCGCUACUACCCCUCGCCCUUCGAUCCAUACAUUUUCGAGGACAGCCUCCCAUCGUCUUCCCUAAAGAAGAAAUUUCAGGGAGCUUAGCUCCAGUUGCGCGCGUUCUCCGCGCCGAUCUACAUACGCUUGCGCUUCUCCGCUCGCGUCUCCGCACGCGGAUUCGCUAAGUGCGCCGCUCUAUAAAAGCGGCCACUUGUUGAGCGAUGUGCAUUCCAACGAUUCGCUGCAACAAACGCGGAUAUAUUUCGAAGAGAUCGAGAAGACCGGAAACAACCCUGUAGACGGAUCCAACAGGUGUGAACUUUCGGUGAAACCUGUUCUUUCGAUCGAACCAUCCGAUCCAUCCUUUAUCUUUUCUCAUCAUUUUUCCUCUUUCUCCUCGUCUCUACUAUUUUCGGCAAGAGAAUUCGAGAGAAUCACGGCGUUGGAUCAAGCGAAAGGAAUCUCUAAAAGGCCGAAGAAACGGAACGAACUCGUCGAGCUACCCAUCGUUCGUCGAGGGACAAAGGCCCAAGAAAAAUAAGGAUUUCGAUCUUUCCGUCUUUGCGUCUUUUAAAGGAUAAACGAUGAAUCUCGAAGAAUAUCGUAAGCAUGGAAAGGAAAUGGUGGAUUAUAUCGCCGAUUAUCUCGAAAAUAUUCGUUCGAGACGAGUAUAUCCCGCCGUGUCACCAGGCUACCUGAGAAAUGUUCUACCUGCGUCAGCACCCGUCAACGGGGAGCCAUGGGAGGAAAUAUUUGCUGACAUCGAGAGAUGCAUUAUGCCAGGUGUAACUCAUUGGCAAAGCCCUCAUAUGCACGCUUACUUUCCGGCACUGAACUCUCCGACGAGUUUGUUAGGCGACAUGUUGGCCGACGCUAUUAAUUGUCUCGGUUUCACUUGGGCUUCGAGUCCAGUGUGUACCGAAUUAGAAAUGAUCGUGAUGAAUUGGCUCGGUAAGAUGAUAGGUUUGCCCGAACAAUUUUUGCAUCGGCCUGGUGUGAACGGUGGUGGAGGUGUCAUUCAAACUACUGCGUCCGAAUCCACUCUUGUCUCCCUUCUUGCGGCAAGAACUCGUGCGAUCAGAGACGUUCAAGAAAGCGAAGGCGAUCAAACGAGCGCGGAUAUCAACUCGCGCCUCGUAGCUUAUUGUUCCGAUCAGGCGCACUCGAGCGUGGAGAAGGCUGGACUUAUCGGAUUAGUAAAAAUGAGGUACAUCGAAUCGGAUGCGGAUCUUAGCAUGAGAGGCGAAGCUCUUCAAGAAGCUUUGGCUCGUGAUCGAGCUGACGGCUUGCUUCCAUUUUUCGUCUGCGCGACUUUGGGUACGACCGGUGCAUGUUCCUUCGACAAUCUCAUGGAAGUAGGCCCGAUAUGCGAAAAGAAUGGUCUGUGGUUACACAUCGAUGCUGCCUAUGCCGGAAGCGCCUUUAUCUGCCCGGAAUUUCGUGGUUGGCUUCAAGGAAUCGAGUAUGCCGAUUCUUUUGCUUUCAAUCCAAGCAAGUGGUUGAUGGUUCAUUUCGAUUGUACCGCUAUGUGGGUAAAAAAUAGCCAGGCUCUUCACAGAACUUUCAACGUGGAUCCUAUUUAUUUAAAGCACGAAAAUUCCGGACUCGCCAUUGAUUUCAUGCACUGGCAAAUACCAUUGUCAAAGAGAUUCAGAGCACUCAAACUUUGGUUUGUCAUCAGAAAUUACGGGAUUAGUGGACUUCAGAAGCACAUACGAGAGGGAGUAAGAUUAGCACAAAAGUUUGAAGCUUUGGUACUGGCUGAUACACGUUUUGAAAUUCCUGCUACGAGACAUUUAGGAAUGGUUGUAUUUCGUUUGCGAGGUGAGAACAACUGGACUGAAAGAUUGUUAAAGAAAAUGAAUUCCCGUGGUCGAGUGCAUUGCGUACCUGCUGCACUUCACGGAAAAUACGUCAUCAGAUUCACUGUCACUUCGACCAACACCACCAACGAAGAUAUAUUGAAAGAUUGGGCAGAAAUACGGAAUACGGCGAAUGAAAUUUUAGGUGACAGUUCUGGUUCACCAGUAAGAGCAAGAGUUCCAUUGGCAGAUACGCGCGAGAAGAACGAAAAUUUCGGUUCCAGUUUGUUGUUAGCUAAUUCACCGAUGUCACCGAAGAUCGUUAAUGGCAGUUUCGCGGCCAUAUACGACGCGACCGAUGUUUUCGAGGAAUGCAUGAAGAACUUUGGACAGCUACGAGUCGAAGCAAAGGAUAGUCCAGCGAUGCGACGACGUAUUCGAGGUAUACUCAUGUCAGGAAAACAAUUUUCUUUAGAUUCUCGCAUGGAUCUCGUUCAAGGCUACGUAUGUUGUGGACGAUCAGCAGGACCGUCUACCGAUCUUCCUCAAAUGAAAGAGGACGAAGACGGUCUAUCCACCGUUGAAUCUACUAUGAGCAUCGACAAAAUCGACUCUGCCUACAACGAUAUUUCUCAAGAGAACUCUAUGCUACGAUCGGAGUCUGAUGAAUCGUAUGAUAAGAACUCGAAGAAGGAGAUAGCGAAAGCUCACUCGGGCUAUGGAAUAGCUAAUGGUUCGGUUGUCAAGCAAGAAAACGAAGGUCAAGACGUUUCGUCCAUGCCAUCCGGGGAGAAGGGUAUGCCCAGAAGCGAAACGAUCGGUGCGAUAGGACAUCGACCUUACACGGGUGAGCUCGUACCUCCACGUUUUCGAUCGGAGAAACCGAUCAAGGACAAAGAAGAAAUCGACAACGACGGUGGCGACGACGACGUUGGUGACGAAGACGGCAGGCUCUGUCAAAAGUGUGGUCACUCUUUCAAACGUCAGUAAAUCUCUUUUCCUUUCCUGUUAUUUUAUUUUUGUUCAUCUCGUUACGAAACACGACGUAGAUCGUCGAUUUGAAGAGUCAUGAAAAUGUUAACGCGUCUAAGAUUAUCUUUUCGUUUCUAUUUGCUCUCUCUCUCUCGCUCUCUCGCUCUUCCUCCCUCCCUCUCCCUCUCUCUCAUUCUCUGUCAGUCUAUCUAUUUAGCUAUCUCUAUCUAUCUAUCUAACUUUAAAUGGAUUUUUCGUCGUUCCUAAAUCGACGUACGAUCGUUCGAAUAAGCCGUAGAAGCAAACGAAAAAUAUCGAUAGCAGCAAUAAAUCACGUUAAAUGCCGUAGUUAGGCGAAACGCAAA
Messenger RNA from Vespula vulgaris, 7795 nucleotides. It is a transcript of the gene Hdc, whose product is annotated as histidine decarboxylase. Bases 5241 to 7448 code for a protein of 735 amino acids. The transcript is spliced from 19 exons. Gene Ontology annotation, molecular function: pyridoxal phosphate binding; histidine decarboxylase activity. Gene Ontology annotation, biological process: histamine biosynthetic process; L-histidine catabolic process. The record is from RefSeq and is a predicted model, not a curated record. Lineage: Eukaryota; Metazoa; Arthropoda; Insecta; Hymenoptera; Vespidae.